Poecilia reticulata (guppy) is the source of this 2623-nucleotide messenger RNA. The record is from RefSeq and is a predicted model, not a curated record. NCBI's taxonomy places the organism in Eukaryota, Metazoa, Chordata, Actinopteri, Cyprinodontiformes, Poeciliidae.
UCCGUUUGUUGUUGUCAUGGCGCCGUUUCAAACUGCUGUCCAGACWUCACGGGAUUUUAAAAGCUUAUUCACGGUGUAUGUUUUAGUUUGGUAUUCUGCCCGUCUGUAUAUUCUUUAAUUCCAGACUUAARCAGUUGGAUAUAAACGACGACAAAAUGGUGGAAUCGUCAGUUUUGGGGUUAACCUGAAGUAAACGAGGUGCAUUGAAAGGUUGCGUUAGCUUGCUCGUGCUAAUAGGUAUUAGCAUUAGCUAUAAAUUAUUAUUUACAGUUGUUACCAUUGUUUUUAUGACGUCUGUCGCUGCAAUGCCAGCACAGUUACCAGGACUUCAAAACCAGGAAAGAAACUGGGUUUAUGUAGGCUCAGCCCGAAACAAUAACAAUUCAACAACUAGGACGUCCCAAACAAAGUUGUUGUUUAAUGAAGCCAUUCCUGUGAGUGUGGUCAACCGUGCCACUCGUGUAGGCCCUCCAGCUCCCAUUGUGAUAGAGAGACUGCUUCCACGUCUGGAGAUGMGCGAGAGUCCGGACAGCCUCCGCAGCUCCCGCAGCUUCACCGUGCUCUCCGAGGAGAGGCUGCAGGCUGCUGUCAAACUGGCCAAGCGAGACCUAAGGCGAAGGCACCUCGGAUCACUYGCAAAGACCUCACCGAAACAUUUGCAGGAGGUCUCUGUCUUUGAAACAAGUGAUGUGGAGCUGCUUCAGGUAAACUAUAAUAGAAUACACAAUUUUCAGUCUAUAAACAAGUCAACCAGCAGCAUGUCCAGUCUUUCUGCAGGUGAACAACUGGAUGAGUCUUUGGACCCGGAGGAGCAAAUCAAGCUGGAGAUACGCAGACAGAAACAGGCUGCGCGCUCAGCUCGCAUCAUUUAUGUUCUGCAGCGACAGGUGAAAGAGAUACAAGAUGAUAUUGAAAAACUCAAAAGAGAGAAAAUGUGGGAGACAAAAAAGGCCCAGACCCGUCCUCCACGCAGGAGGUCUCCUCACCGCAGCGCGUCCCCCACCACCGGGCCCCACACUCUCAGCAUGGCAGCUGCUCUGGGCCCUCACAGACCUGCAAAUCCUAGAGGAUCUGUUCGUGGUGGGCGAAAAGUCAUGCUACAAAAGCUGAAACCAUCUUCCCACCAACCUCUGGUGGCUGGUGUUCACAACGUCGGCCAGCAGARGGAGCUGCAGAGACUUCCUCAGCCAAACGCUAACCACCAGAGCAGGCGGCACCGGGGGAGGAGAAAAGCUGACGUAAUGAAGAUGAGAGACGCAGGUUUCCAACAGCCGACAGUUUCCUCUCAUCUCCGAGUCAGUCAGCUGCCUCAGCGGGAGAAGUCUGUUCCCUGGAUGCCAACGUCGCCCCACUCUCCUCAACAGCAAGCGCCUCAGAGGUGGAGGCCUGAGCCCCGCUGCCUCUUCUCCCCGGUGAAGCCCCUGCCGAGCCCUCCAGGGGAGGAGCAGGCGGGACGUCAGUCAGAAGCCGAGCGAAGAGUGAGCGCCGCCACGCAGCGAGCAGCUCCGAAAGAAGCAACGAGUACGUCUUAUCAAGAGGAGAUGACUACGCAGCUCAGUGAGGAAGAGGCGCCACACAUUCAGAGAUUAAGGUCUGAAGACGUUUUCCAGAACCAGUGGGCUGAGGGAGCUGAGCACGGGGCCAGAGAGGGCAGCCAGCGACUCUCUGGUGAAACACAGCAGGAAGGUGUGGCCAAGAACAAGCCUGACAGAUCUAGGAGGAUACGGCUCUCUGAGCACGCUGAUGAGAUGGCAGCAGGCGAUCACGUGCGACUCGUUGAGCAUCAGGAAGAAGAUCUGUUAAAGGACACUGCUCCCGAUGCGUGGGCCAUAAACACGGGCAUGGGGGACAUGACCUGGCGUGGGCUGCAGACCUCCACCCUGGAGAGCAUGCUACUUCGGAUGGAGGAAAUACAGAGAGAAGAAGAAGAAGUGAGGAGGCGGUUYGCAUCCAUCGCCUAUUCAGACCCUCUUUACUGGGACCGCUCAAGAACAUCAGGAUCCCAGCCUCUCGCUCCAGGCUCCAGGCUGGCCUCUCCUCAACCCAUUAGGCUCACCAGGCCGGCGCUGAAACAGACUACYGCAGCUGAUAUUAUUCUGGAGAAACCCAUAGAGGCAGGUUUCCUGUUUGAGAGCAGCCCAACGGAGGUCCAAACACAGGACCAACAACAACACCUACCCACAAACAAAAUUUUGCCCAAUGACAGGGCAGAGAGAAGCAGGACCGUUCUCUCGGUGCCAGGCAGCACGCUGAAGAACAUCCGCCAGUAUAAGGAAGACUACAACGCCUACCUCGGUUCUGGGUCUCAAGGGGCCAUUGACAGCUUCAACACCUGGGCCGCUGCGGACAGCGUGGCGGAGGACCUGCUGUCGGAGGCGCUGGCGGACGUGGCGAAGGAGUUCCAGGUCGUGGUGGAGGAGUAUGCCGAGGCCGUGUUCACCUCCGAGUUCCUGCAGCCCGUCCACUCAGUUCCUGCGUCAGCUCCGGCUGUAGCUGGGAAAAACCAGUAGGGAGAAACCAGUAGGGAGCCCCCAGAGCUGCGUCGGCUACGGUUUCCUUAAAAACUGUACCGUACCGCAUUACGUGUUCCUGUUGGAUUAAACCUGAAAUUUCAGACACAAAA